CCUACAUACAAUUUAUUCAUUUUGUAAGAGAAUAAAGCAUGAUUUACUUAUAAUAAUUAUGUAUUAACAAUAAUCUCGUGUAAAGUUUAUGCGGUCUUAUUCGCAAAUAAAACUCGUCUGUAAGCUCACAGCUACGCGAGUUACGAGGUAAGAAAAAAAUAAGUAAAAGAACAUCGAUGGAUGUUUAAUUUAUCUUAGGCGGUUUUUCCCAUUCGUUGAUUUUCCCAUUCACGCCCCGUUUAACGAAGGUUCCGUUUCCUUUCACCACAAUUCCUUUUACGCGAUAAACAUUGAUUAUCGCGUAAUACCCUUGUCUACACGUGCACUUGCGGCCGCGCAUGCUACUAUACGACUGGGUAGGAUCACUAUGCCAAGGACCAGCCUGGCGGCUGUCUGUGGGUUCAAUUCCCACGGAAGACCGGGUAACGGGUGCUUAAGAUGUCAUUAUCCUAAGGUUAAGUGAUAGGUACACUCUUGAGCGUAACCUUUGUUUCUCUCGCGCGCUUGAGGAGAGAAAAUAUCCGCACGCUCUCGAAAAACGAAUUGCGCGAUUGGAAUCUUAGCGAUCCAUCGAUUUGCUUUGGUCAGUUAUCGCACGGCACCGUCGAUUCCAUAACAGGAACCCUCGCCGGAAAUUUGUAAGGGAUGUCGGACGGUGGCGUACAGAACGUGAUAAAUAUGAACACGCGGUGGUCAGGAUCCGUGUUAGAGGGUAUCCGCGUUGCUCAAUUUACAUACGUACAGGAUCUCGAGACCAAUCCGAAUUUUCGGAUUGCGCGCGAAGCCCGUGCCUUUCACGAUGGGGGCACUGCGCGCGGUUCUUCGUUUGUUUGCAUCUGACAUUAAAGCCUACGUGAAAUAUUUCUAUAAUUUCCUGUCGAAUAAUCCCAGUCAUUGUCUAGGCUGGCAAACGUGCCCGUCUGUCCGGUAACGGUGCGACGCCGUUGUCCAAAAAAAUAGAGAUUUCCGAGACCGAUUCUCAAUUUAUUUAUAUGAUAAUAAAGGCUGCCUCGACAUUUCCUUGAUCAACACUUACGUAACGUAGUAUGAGAAAAAAAGACACUCUAACGUCGUCGAAUUUCAGUCUCCUUCCCGUGUCCCAACGACGUGACAUGAUUUCCGAUCGGUUUGUGGAGAAUCUCGUUCGCGGAGUUGUCUCUCUCGAUCUGUCACGACGCGCUACUUGGCUGUCACAAAUCUAAACGCGAUCGUAAAACAGUUGUAAAAUCAUUUACUGAUCCGUGCAAGUCGCGUUUUACCUGUCGGCGUGCACGUCAGCGAUCCGACAGAUUAAUUAAUCUUCCCGCUUGUCACGUAUAAACGGAACGUUUACACGCAUUUGCAUUAUUUAAGCCUCGCGGAGGUGUAAAUCGCGGAGAAUCCCCGAUAUCGCAGGAUCGUGUAAGAAACGUGAUAUUGGACAUUUCCUAAAAAAGAACAAUUAAUUACACAUUUGGUUUCUCUUUCUUUCUUUUUCAACUUUAUUCAUUCAUUUUUUCCUUCUGUCUCUCUUUCUCUCCUUCUUUUUCAACGUUCAGACGAUCUCGAUCGCGUUCACGCCGAUGCCAUUGCGGUAAGUAAUCGAAACAGCGGAGAAGUCGUCGCCGAGUCCUCGUGUCCGAGUUUGCAGGUUGCGCAAGGCAAGAUCGCCUCGUGUGUCAUUACGUAAGGGCAACAACUGCAAGUCGCAUGGACGUCGUCGUCGUCGUCGUCGUCGUUGCGGACGGAGAAGGAAAAUCUCCUCGGCGCGGAGCGUAAUUGCACGCCGGUGAGUGGCCGCGGGUGGUCCUUUCCCUCUCCUGCCACCAGAUUUCUCGCAGGUGAGAACGCAGAUGAAGAUGACACCCGGCGCCACGACGCGGCUACGACAUCCGCCGCAUUCGCGCGGGGGUGUCGCCGUCGGAGCCGGCGUGCUCCCGAUUCUUAGACCCCCUUAGAGGGAGCAACGUAGACGGCCGUGCCGAAAUAAACUUUCCCGGGUUAUGUAAAGAGGCUGUGGCGUCUCCGCAUCGUGGACUGCGCCGGUAUAAAGGUCGGCUCUGCCCCCAACGGUCCAAGAGUUGCUCGCGAACUUCACGCCGGCAACCAUCGGGAGAGGCAAGCUCUACAUGUGACCACCGCUCGUUCGUGCUCGAUUGCCGCCUUCGCCUUUUUUUUUUUUUUCGUCUCUGACGUUUACCUCGCGUUUAAACGCGCUACACUCACCCGGCUCAGGACGCUCCUCGUUUUUCCCCGUGCGCGCGUAUACACGCAAUAGCAUUAAACGCACGAUCAUCGUCGAACCGGCAGCAUGCGUGCCCUGUUGUUAGCGGCCCUUUUCGGGUUCGUUCAUGGUCAAUACUUCCAGGAGCCGGAGAAGAUCGUGAAAUACUCGAGUAAUCUCGGCGACACCCGCGGUCACUAUUCGUUCACCUACGAGACCGAGGGCGGUAUACUUCAGCGGGAGAGCGGCAGCCGUAAAUACGCCGGCACCGCCGACGAGACGCAACUCAUUCAGGGCUCCGUGCAGUACAAUGCGCCUGACGGCACCCCCAUCGCCAUGAGCUGGACCGCCGACGAGUUCGGCACCCAGGUGUCCGGCACACACAUCCCUACCCCGCCGCCGAUCCCGCCUGCGAUUCAGCGUGCCCUCGAGUGGAUCGCCAAGCAGCCUACCACCCCGGAACCGAUCGAGAAGGACAAUCCGACGCAGAACGCGGUCCCCCGUGACAAUCGCCAGUACCGAUUGUCCUCGAAUAAACGAAACUGAAAGCGUGCGCAAAGUAUAGCAUUAAGUCCGUCCAAACUGUUUAUCUCUCUCCUGCCGCUUCACGCAAUAUGACGCUUCCAAUAAAAAUUUGUACUUUUGUAGAAAUUAGUUUUAUAGAAAUUAGUACCGAGAGUGUUGUCUCGAUGGAGAUGGAUUUUGAUGGGAGUUAUGUCCUUCAUACAGCAUUUUCAUGCCAGUCGAGAGGUGGCUUUAUAGACAGUUGACUCGUUCUAUUCUCGCAUGCUUUCCUGUAGUUAGCGCAUGAUCUCAUAAUCAAAACGCAGAUAUAUAGUAAAACGUUUUGAAAAAACGAAUCUUCUUUUUGUUAUAAGUACAUUUGUUUCUUUUUUUUUUGUCGUUGUCAUCUAAAACUGAAAAUGAAUGUUCUACAUUUGAGAUGUAACAUUCAAGUAUAUGUAAACAAUGGCAUAAAUAAGCGAGCUACGCUGAGAUUAUUUGAUAAA
This is a messenger RNA of Monomorium pharaonis (pharaoh ant), 3213 nucleotides long. RefSeq names its product endocuticle structural glycoprotein ABD-4 (gene CPR17). Gene Ontology annotation, cellular component: chitin-based extracellular matrix. The transcript is spliced from 2 exons. Bases 2291 to 2749 code for a protein of 152 amino acids. Gene Ontology annotation, molecular function: structural constituent of chitin-based larval cuticle. The record is from RefSeq and is a predicted model, not a curated record. NCBI's taxonomy places the organism in Eukaryota, Metazoa, Arthropoda, Insecta, Hymenoptera, Formicidae.